GCAUUCCUCGCUGCUCGUCGAACAAUGGUUUGCCUCUGGACACGUGUUUGACGACAUCGCGUGCACUGUAAAAUUCACGGCCCGAAUCCAGACUACAGGUGGCGAAAGGUUGUUACAUAUAGAAUCGCACGCUCCGUCGAAUAUGACACGACUGAUCGUAAUAAUUUGCAUCCUCGUGGGAUCUCUCGGUGUCAACGCGCUCCCUCGGAAUUCGGACAAUUACGAAGAUAUGUCCUUUUGGCUCAAGUCGGGGCAACAGAUACUUCGAGAAAAUCUGGCUUACCGGAACAACGAAAACCGUGCGAAGAAUGUUAUAAUAUUCAUCGGAGAUGGCAUGGGAAUAUCUACGAUCACAGCCGGUCGUAUAUUCAAAGGCCAAGCCAAGGGUACGACCGGUGAAGAAUACAAACUGGCUUUCGAGAAGUUCCCCAACACCGGAUUUGCUAAGACGUACAACACCGACAAACAAGUACCUGACUCGGCUGGAACAGCUACUGCGAUAUUUUCCGGUGUCAAGAGCCGUUAUAGCAUGAUUGGUUUAGACACUAAAGCAAAGUACGACCAUUGCGACGAAACGAUAAAUCAAGCGAGCAAACUAACCACGAUCGCAGACUGGGCACAACAAACUGGCAUGGACACUGGAUUCGUAACUACAACUCGUAUCACGCAUGCUACGCCUGCCUCGUUGUACGCGCAUGUCAAUAAUCGCGAUUGGGAGUGCGAUACCGCGAUUCCAAGACGAUACAAGGACUGUGUGAAGGAUAUAGCGAGACAAUUGGUCGAGGACGCCCCCGGAAACAAGUUUCAAGUGAUGAUGGGCGGUGGCGCGCAACAUAUGGGUUUGCCCACCAACGAUCCAACCGAUUCCGACACAUGCAUCAGAGGAGACGGUCAAAAUUUGGCGGAACAAUGGAUUCGAAACAAUCCCGAGGGAAAACUGGUGAUCAAUACCGAUCAGCUGUUGUCCAUCGAUAUCGCUAAUACGUCGAAAAUUCUCGGUGUUUUCGCUGCGAGUCAUCUUCCGUAUCAUGCACUGAAGACGGACAAAGUACCUAGCCUAGCCAAUAUGACUACGCAAGCCAUUAGAUUACUUCGAAAAAACAAAAACGGCUUUCUCUUAAUGGUUGAGAGUGGCAAAAUAGAUAUAGCUCAUCAUAACAACUACGCGAAAUUAGCGUUACGAGAAGUUUCGGAGCUCGAGGAAGCGAUACUAGCUGCCAUGCAACAAGUCUCGCCGGAGGAAACCCUGAUGAUCGUUACCGCCGAUCAUUCGCAUUCAUUUACGAUCAAUGGCUACCCCCAGAGGGGUAACGAUAUUCUUGGUUUCGGCAACGAUCCAAACAAACCGAAGGCUGAGAGCUACGAAACGCUCACAUACGCCAACGGUCCGGGUUUCUUUUAUCAUAGACGCAACGACAGCAACCACGUCAAUGAAACUUGGAGAGACGUUGUUCAAGAUAAAAGCCGUGACGAACCCUUCUACGUGCAUAUGGCUGCUAGAUACAUGAAGUCCGAAACACAUGGUGGUGAAGACGUCGGAGUUUAUGCAGUGGGUCCGUAUGCCCACUUGUUUCGCGGUACAUUCGAACAAAAUUACAUCGCGCACGUGAUAGCGUAUGCAGCAUGCUUCAACAAUUGGCCAUCUCAUUGCGACGAUGCGUACAACCGUUAUUUUUACGAACUGUCCAAUUUCGGAACUACAGUCACAAACUCCUCGCUUUUGUCCCUGUUAUCGAUCGCGUUUCUUUUAAUGUUUGCUCAGUUCUAAUUGUUCACGAUUCGCGACAACAACCCGAGUGUCCUUCUUUCCUUCUUUCCUCCUUUUCCCCUUUUCCCCCUUUUCCCCCUUUUCCCCCUUUUCCUUUUUUCCUUCUUUUCUUCCUAUUCUAUAUUUUCUCCAUUUUCUCAUACCUUUAAUACAUUUCGUGCCAUUUCUUUCUUACACUUCUUCUAUUAUUCAUCCGUACUCGUACGAUCACACACGUUCGACAUUGCAAACUCAUUCAUUUUCUUUUCGCUCUAGGCUCGAAUAAACUUCUAAUCGUAUUCGUAACGGUAAAACAUACCGAUUACGCAACAUUAAGAUAAAUAACUCACUGUAAAUAACUCGCACGAUUCAUCUUAAUCGUUAGUUAGUGCAACGCUCGAUUCGAAAUAUCAUGUUGUAUUUAUCAAUCUGUACAGAAGAACUACAGGAUCUCGCGCUCGCGGACGCGUACAUAUGUAUACAUACACUGUAUGGACAACAAUUCACAAUUAAUUGUACAGGGAAAAGUAUCGAAAAAAUAUUACACAAGGUCGAUUGUUUAAUAUAAUGUAAUAAUUUCCUGUAUAAC
Dufourea novaeangliae is the source of this 2336-nucleotide messenger RNA. RefSeq names its product alkaline phosphatase 4 (gene Alp4). Gene Ontology annotation, biological process: dephosphorylation. The transcript is spliced from 8 exons. The record is from RefSeq and is a predicted model, not a curated record. Bases 143 to 1768 code for a protein of 541 amino acids. NCBI's taxonomy places the organism in Eukaryota, Metazoa, Arthropoda, Insecta, Hymenoptera, Halictidae. Gene Ontology annotation, molecular function: alkaline phosphatase activity.